Messenger RNA from Candidozyma haemuli, 1755 nucleotides. RefSeq names its product U2 snRNP complex subunit. Lineage: Eukaryota; Fungi; Ascomycota; Pichiomycetes; Serinales; Metschnikowiaceae. The record is from RefSeq and is a predicted model, not a curated record. Bases 1 to 1755 code for a protein of 584 amino acids. Gene Ontology annotation, biological process: mRNA splicing, via spliceosome. Gene Ontology annotation, cellular component: U2 snRNP; U2-type spliceosomal complex; catalytic step 2 spliceosome. The transcript has 2 exons.
AUGAGUGAACCAACCGAAACCAAAGUGCCUGGCUUGAGUACUCCAGCUUUGACAAAUGGAGAAUUCACUGAUGCAUCGGCCGAAAUGCCACCCAAGGUGGAUGACGCUGAGACCCACAACACCUCGUUACUAGAGAUCGCCAAUGAACUAGAUGGAAACAUACAGCAGAUAUUGGAUUUGAUGGAGAAGAACGAUAAAGAUGUGUACCAGCAGUUGGACGAUAUCAGUGAACGUAUCGAGCACAACUACUACAUGGCACCCAAACGGUCUAAGAACCAACUUCGACGCGAGAAAGCCAAGCUACGAAAGCUUCAGAGCUCUACAGAAAAUGCAACAGCACAUCCUGAAGCCGUUACGAAGAAACAUGACGACGAUGCCAACGGUUCACCACUGCUAGCGAAGCCUGAAGCUGACAAUGAACAGACUAAAGAGACCUCUAUCGUGCCUGAGGCUAGUGAAAAGAUAGAUUCGGUCGAUGCUAAACCUAAUGAUAAACCUGACGCUGUCAAUGGAAAUACCAAGUCUGAUGUCUUGCCUCUUGAUGAAGACUUGGCUAGUGACUUUCAGCAUGUUUUUCGAAGAUUUGAGGAGCCGUCUGCCCCAAAACAAUCUCUUCAAGUUACGAAAUCCAACACAGAAUACUAUUCGGACUCCUCUUCUGAUGAUAGUCUGGAUGAAGAAUUCGAGAAGCCUCUCUCGAGAAGGCAACAGCGCCUAAGAAACAAAGUAUCCAUCGCAGAGCUCAAGGCAUCGACAGAUAAACCCAAUGCUGUGGCGUGGUAUGAUGCUGAUGCUCCAGAUCCAUAUCUUUGCGUGGCUUUCAAGACGUCGUUCAAUGCUGUUGGUGUUCCAUCGCAUUGGCUGCAAAAGAAAGAUUAUCUCUCUGGCAAAAAGGGAUUCGAAGUGCCUCCUUUCCGACUUCCAAAAUACAUCCAAGAUACUGGUAUCGCUGAGAUGAGAAACUAUGACCCUGAUACUUUGAAGAAACAACAACGUGAAAGGGUCCAACCAAAGAUGGGCAAGCUUGAUAUUGAUUAUCAGAAGCUUCAUGAUGCAUUUUUUAAAUUUCAAACAAAACCAAGACAUUUAAAAUUUGGUGAACUAUACUGGGAGGGCCGUGAAAAGUCUGACCAGUAUCGGGAAAGCGUUACACAUAUGCGACCAGGCGUCGUUUCAAAAAGAUUGAGGGAAGCGGUCGGACUUUCGCUGAAUGAUACGGAUGUGAUACCGCCUUGGGUCACUCUAAUGAACCUGGUAGGGAAACCGCCAGCCUUUAAGAACUGUAUUAUACCUGGUGUUGAUGUAAUUUAUGAUAAUGGUGGUUAUCGUACUAGCGACUCUCAAGGUUUGAAAAUUAACGAGGGUCAUACUUGGGGAGCCUUUGAAGCUGACAUGGAGUCCGAGUACGAAGACGAAGACGAAGAUGAUGAAGAAGACGAGGAGGAAACGAGCGAUCAAGAAAACCAGGAGCUGGAUAUUAAUGAUGACCAUGUUGAUGAAGCUGAUGAAGCUGAGAAAGUGGAUAUUACUGAGUUCAGCAGAUACAAGACCGACAACAAGCCUACAAACGAAGAGCAAAGUCAUGGUUCAUUAUACAAAGUUUUGAAGGAAAGGGAUGUGUCCACGUCAAAAGAUACUGGCGAACGAAAGGCGGGUUACGAUUUGGCAGAUCAUGAAGCCAAUGACGAUGCGGAACAGAAAAGUAGCUCCGCCGCUCAGGACCAGCAGGAUAACGUGGAUGAUUUCGAGUUUUAA